Messenger RNA from Effrenium voratum, 2204 nucleotides. Lineage: Eukaryota; Dinophyceae; Suessiales; Symbiodiniaceae. The record is from the annotation of a GenBank genome assembly.
CAAGAGCUCGCUGCGCUGAGUGCUGCGCGAGCAGCGUCCACGGCCAUGGCAGUGGCUUUUGUUGCGCCUGCCUCACCCUUGCGUCCCGCCGGCGCAACGCUGGGUGCUUUGAGCCAUCGCGAGGUUCAGGCGCCGCGUCGGCCGCAUGCUGAGUUGGUCACCGGCGCGGCGGCCGCAGGGGCUGUCACCGCACUGCGCGCCAAGGCUCGCGCCCGGACCCGGCGCUCGCGCGGCGAAGCGAAGCCGCGCGUGGUGCGCCGGGCCUCGAAAGCGGUCGAGGAGCUGAGACGACUGGUCCACUUGGGAGGCCCCUCAGCAGAGAAGGCGCUUGCAGUAAACCUGGACAAUAACUUCUACGGCAGUUUCGCUGAGAUCGGCGCUGGUCAGGAGGUGUCCCGGACCUUCCUGCAAGCCGGGGCGGCGGCUGGAACGGUGGCCCGGUCCAUCUCUGCCUACGACAUGAAGAUGUCGGACGUGAACUACGGCAAGGCACAGCGCUACGUCACCCGGGAGCGAUUGCUGCAGAUGCUGGACACGGAGUAUGACAUCGUGGAGCAGAAUCUCCGGGAGCUGAAAGGCCCUGAUGCUCGAUUCUUCUCCUUUGCCACGACCGUGGCAGCAAAAGCCUACAACUCAGACAGAGAGUGCGAAGGCUGGCUGGGCUUGACGUAUCAAGCAACGCCCGGGGCAGAGAAGAGCACCGUGGUCUUGCACAUCCGGAUGAGCCAACCAACUGCGCAGCUGCAGGGCGAGGCAAUUGGAGAGCUGGGCACCAACCUCAUCUACCUUUGCUGGGGGCUGUCAGAUCCAUACUUGAUUACCUCCUACUUGCUGGAUGGCUUGCCCAUCAGCGAUGAGCCGGGCGGUGGUGGCCGUAUCGAAGUGGAUUACGUGGACUUCAAGGGCCCUGACUUCACCAACGUAGACAGCCGCCUGCUGGCCUUCCGCCUCAUCCAGCUGCGCAUUGCCAACGGCGUGCUGAUGGAGGCGGAUGCCAAUGGCAACUACCAGAUGGUUGUGCCCAACAACUCGCUCUACAAGCGCCCUGUGAUCGUGGAGAGGUCGCGCUUCAAGCCGGCCACCUUCAUGCACACGGAGGUACUGGAGGCGGGGGCCGCCAAGUUGGCCUCGGAUGCGGCGGAAGGGAAGCCCCCGAUGAAGGUGAUGAACUUGCAGAUCGACGACCUCACGCAGCCGGUGUCGUGGCAGGGGACCAAGGAACGCCUGGACGCCCUGAAGGGCAUCAUUGCCGGCGACGAGAACAGCGAUGGAGAGAUCAGCUUCUCGGAGUUCCAAGCAAUGGCUGCCAGCGAGCUUUCAGAGGACGAGACCAAGCGGAUCUUCGAAGAGCUCGCCUGCGGGGCCAAGGCUGUGUCCGUGGAUGCAUUGAUGAACAUCACGAAUGGCGAGGACAGUGUGCUGGCCACCGAUUUCCUGCAUCGCUUCGAGAUGCUGCAGGUAUUGAAAUACCCAGUGCUGCUUUCCAACAUCAAGAGGACGCACCAACUCGUGCGAUGGAUUUCAAGAUACACGAACCAGCAGAUCAUCAUCGCGGUAGGCGGCGGAGGCUUUUCACUGCAGCGGGCGCUCUUUGAUCCGAAGAGCUACACCAACCAGGAGGGCGGAAUGUUGCGGGCCUUUGGGAACCUCUUCCAAAGCCGCAAUACACGGAUCUUUACGUACCCCAGCAUUGAUGAGGAAGGCAACAUACUGCCGGCAAGCUUGCCCGAGGGCAACGAGCAGAAGCUCUACGAGUACUUGGAAUCGGUAGGAAGCAUCCUGCCUUUGGGCAACGCCUUCGCCAGUGCGGAUGCCCGCGAUCCUGUCAAGAACCAGCGAUUCAGAUACGGCAGCGAUGAAGUCAUGAAGCUCAUUGAGAAUGGCUCCACCGACUGGGAGCAGUACGUACCAGAGGGCGUGGUGGAGAUUUGCAAGUCUCACAAGUGGUUCUCGAGGUUGCAAGCUGGAUGCCAGUUGUCACCCAAAGCGUAUCAAUUCCUGAACAGUUUGAAGGCAGGAAUUAAGUGAGUGCGCCUUGCUGGUCACGUGCAAGCAAAGGCCCGAAGUUUUGCGGGAGCUUGCUCGACCCAAAGUUGGCAAGCAUCGCACAAGAAGGCAGACCGUGCGUAUGGAUUUGGCAGGCUGCCAUUGAUUUCUCCAAUAUUCGAGGCUGAUGCUCAAAAAGUGUUGUUGUCUGGCUUUGC